This is a messenger RNA of Anopheles maculipalpis, 2542 nucleotides long. Its product is annotated as gelsolin. Lineage: Eukaryota; Metazoa; Arthropoda; Insecta; Diptera; Culicidae. Gene Ontology annotation, cellular component: actin cytoskeleton; cytoplasm. Gene Ontology annotation, biological process: actin filament severing; barbed-end actin filament capping; actin polymerization or depolymerization. Gene Ontology annotation, molecular function: phosphatidylinositol-4,5-bisphosphate binding; actin filament binding. The coding region runs from base 166 to 2481 and encodes 771 amino acids. The record is from RefSeq and is a predicted model, not a curated record. The transcript is spliced from 7 exons.
ACGCACUUGAAGUUGGUUGUAUUUGUUACAGCGACCAACAAUCGAAAGCCUACGAAUAUAAAUGAUUCUCAGUCCCGUUGCGGCAUAACGUUCACGGAUUUGGAUCGGUGAAGUUGACCACACAAGACCACUGUCUUACAGUACUACGUUGUUUCGUUUUGUAGAAUGAACCGUUCGAUCGUUUGCGCAUUACUGCUGUCCGUGGUUUCCAUCGCCCUCAUCCACGGUGGAACCGUUCCGAGCGGUUCGGGCAGGAAGCUAAACAUUCCCGCGUUCAACAAUGCAGGCAAAACGGUUGGCUUGGAGGUUUGGCGCGUGGAGAACUUUCAACCCGUAGUCAUCCCCAAGGCCGAACAUGGCAAAUUCUACACCGGUGAUUCGUACAUCGUGAUGAACACUAAGGAAUCCAAGAGUGGAGUUCUGUCAUGGGAUGUCCACUUUUGGCUUGGGCUGGAAACAUCCCAGGACGAGGCUGGUUCGGCUGCCAUACUGACGGUACAGCUGGACGAUCGGCACAACGGUGCUCCGGUACAGCACCGCGAGGUACAGGAUCACGAAAGUCCCCUCUUUCUUAGCUAUUUCCCCGGAGGGGUCCGGUAUGCGGCCGGUGGUGUGAAGAGCGGUUUCAACGAGGUAGAAACGAAUGCUGCUGGCGAGAAGCGUCUGUUCCAGGUGAAGGGCGCUAAGAAUGUGCGUGUCCGGCAGGUUCCGUUAACGAUCGGUUCGAUGAACAAGGGAGACUGCUUCAUAUUGGAUGCUGGAUACGAUAUCUACGUGUACGUUGGAGCGUCCGCGAAACGAGUCGAGAAAAUAAAGGCCAUCAGUGCGGCGGGUCAGAUUCGCGACCAGGAUCAUGCAGGUCGUGCUAAUGUGCACAUUUUGGACGAGUUUGCAAGCUCCUCGGAACAGCAGGAGUUCUUCGAUGUGCUGGGAGAAGGGUCUCCCGAUGACGUAGCAGAAGAAUCGGAAUCGGACGAGGCAUACGAGCGUACCGAUUGUAAGACGAUCACUCUGUAUCAUGUAUCCGACGCUAGCGGAUCACUAGAGAUCAAUCCGAUCGGGGAGCGCCCAUUGAAGCAAAGCAUGCUUGAUUCUGAUCAGGAUUGCUACAUCCUGGACACCGGAGCAGGCAGCAUUUACGUGUGGAUUGGUAAGGGCGCAACCGGUCAGGAACGCUCCCAGGCGAUGGUGAAAGCACAAGAGUUCAUCACCGUCAAGGGCUAUCCGGUGCAUACGGCUGUGCAUCGCGUUGUGGAGAAUGGGGAAACAACCGAUUUCAAGCAGUUCUUCUCCAGCUGGCGCGACAAGGGCAUCAACCAUGCGCAGCUUAUCAAAACCGCCAUGGGUGACGGUGACGAGUCGGAUGCCGAUGCCGAGUUUGAUGCGGAGAUAUUGCACACCUUCAAGAAGAAUGGUGGCCGAGCUCUUGGCUUUAUGCCGGACAAUGGUCAGGGAUCGGUAGAAAUAUGGCGCGUACAGGACUACGAUCUCGUGUCGGUGGAGCCGGACGCGUUCGGAAUGUUCUUUGCCGGUGAUUCCUACCUCGUGCGGUAUGAGUACACAAUCAAGACUGGUGGACAUGGAUACAUCGUGUACUUCUGGCAGGGCAAGACAUCUUCCACCACUGAGAAGGGGGCCUCGGCAAUGCACGCUGUCCGUAUGGAUGACGAACUGAACGGAAAGGCGAUUCUGGUACGCGUCGCCCAAGGUAACGAGCCGCGUCACUUUAUGAAGCUGUUCAAGGGCAGGAUGGUCACCUUCCUGGGUGAUCACGAUAAGCAAGCAGCGGAUGAUACGAAACUGUUCCGCGUUCGUGGCACAUGUUCGGAUGAUGUGCGUGCGGAAGAAAUGACACCGAACGCUUCCUCGCUAGCGUCCGAUGAUGUGUUCCUGCUGAAGACAUCGGGUACUGUUUACAUCUGGCACGGUGUCGGUGCAUCCGAUCUGGAGAAGAAUAUGGCGGCAAACAUUGCCGGAGUGGUAGCACCUGACGCAAGCCCAGAAGUUAUUGAGGAAAAUUCUGAACCGGAAGAGUUCUGGAGCGCUCUCGGUGGAAAGGAUGAGUAUGAUCGUGAGCUCGAUCCGGCCGGUGCACCGUUCUUGUCAGCUCGUUUGUUCCACUGUCGCAUUCUGUACAAUAAGAAGCUGCGUGUCGAAGAAGUGCCACACUUUGAGCAAGAUGAUCUCAACGUUGACGAUGUUAUGGUGCUGGACGGAGGUGAUGAGAUCUACUGCUGGAUUGGUAAUGGCGCGACUGAGGAAGAACGCAGCAAGUCGAUCGACAUGGCCCGACAGUACAUCCGAACUGAUCCGUCCGAGCGUACCGAAGAGACGGUUCCAAUCGUUAUUCUCAAACAGGGCGCUGAACCAAGAAGUUUCAAACGUUUGUUCCCCACUUGGGAUGAUGCAUUCUGGGAGUCCCAAUUGUCAUACGAAGCGUACAGGAAGCAGGCGUUGGAGCAAAACCAACAUGCUGCUUAAAUACGCGUCGAUCAUCAUGAGUCAUUUACCUCAUCAACCGGGUUCACAUCAUUUUACUAUU